Nicotiana attenuata is the source of this 646-nucleotide messenger RNA. RefSeq lists its product as uncharacterized. Bases 84 to 431 code for a protein of 115 amino acids. The transcript has 2 exons. Lineage: Eukaryota; Viridiplantae; Streptophyta; Magnoliopsida; Solanales; Solanaceae. The record is from RefSeq and is a predicted model, not a curated record.
GCCCGUAAUUAUUAGUUGAGCAAAGAACUACAAACAAACACAACUUUCCCACUUCAAGUUUCAAGACAAAGCAUUAAUUGUCAAUGGCUGGAAUUAAAUUUGCUUUCUUUUUUGCUGCUCUCCUCCUAGCGAUUGUUGUUAAUCCAUUCAUGAUCGGCUCGCCGAAGAUGAAAGUAACAGCAUUGAGAAACUUACCCUUAGAUAUGGAUAUGGAAAUGGUUGAAAGAAAUCUACUAAUAGAUGGUUGGCUAACUUGUAAGAGAGCUUGCAAUCAGAAUAGUGAUUGCUCUGACGGUUGGUUUUGCAAGACAUGUGCAAUUCCUGCCUUAGGGGAGAAAUAUAUGCAAUGCCUCCAUCAUCUAGAUUCCUCAAAGUAUGCUCAAGUGAUUCCAACUACAUUUAUGGGGGGAGGUGAAAACCUGCUUCAAUAGAAAAAAAAGGCAGCUCGGUACCCGAAGAAAUUAAAUUGCAUAUCUACAUGUGUUUAUCUUGCUUUUCGUAUACCUACUUUGAGUGAAUAUGUGACGUCUAAGAUGUUAGAUGUCCAAAUAUUCGUAGUUUACUUUCUAUCAUAUAUGUAUGUGCAGUGAUAAGUCUUCGGGAAGAAGAUCACUCUUAUCAAUUGCAGAUGUUCGUAUCGUACUGA